AUGGCCGCAACGAACUCCUCCGCCCCUCUUCUUCCUAACGGAACCCAGUCGGUCGGCCUCGCGACCGACUCGCCCUCCACCACGACCACUAAUACCUCCACAAGCCAGAUCUUGACCGGGAAGCAAGAACAUUAUCUCAAGCGCGAACUCAUCGCCCGACAAGUCCAGGGCGAAAUCGCCGAGUUGAACUCCCCUACAGCCCUGCAACGCUUCGGCGCCCCCUUCAAGUCGGAAUUCGGUGAAGUCGCUCCAGUCGAUUCUGAACUCCCCAUCCUCCGAUAUAUCUUCGUGCACCAUGUGCGCAACUUCCCAUUCCUGGAUAAGGCUCGCGAGAAGGAAUUCUGGCAAGAUAAGCUUCAAGUGUUUCUCGAGUCAUUCGCAAAGAAACAUGUGUCUUCAUCGGAGGAUCGCCUGGAAGAGACGAAGCGCAGAAAGCUAGCGCGCAAAUGCGAAAAGCUGGUCGAGCUAAUGAUGGUUUCUGGAAUCCCUACUGCAUCGGGCUAUGAAGAACGCAUUCAGUUUUCGGAGAUGGAAGUCGUGGAUCGCGGGGCCAACGAAAAGGGUUUGUUGGUCAACAUGCCUGAAGGAAACUCAAUUCACGGAUGGGACAUCAAUGUGGCUGCGGUCCGGGUUACAUCGGUCAGACGGACUGUGCGAUAUCAUCAACAUGCAGAAUUCAUUAUUCGGGUGCGCCGAGAUGGGAAGCAAGAUACCUUCGUGGCUCGUCGAUACGGCGAUUUCUCUAGGCUGCACAAACGGCUGCGCACUGAGUUUCCCGGGAAGCCACUGCCUCCGCUGCCACGCAAGAACAAGUCUUCAUUGACAUCCAGCAUAUUUGGCUCUGCAGACGACGAAGCCUCAUCAAUUUCUUCUGUUUCCACUCAAGACACGAGCGCAGUAGACGACGGCUACUCAUCUCGCAACCUAGCGCCCGGCAACCACCAUACUCGUUCACUGUCACGGUCUUCCAUGCGGUCGCUCCGGUCGCCUAGGGCCUCAGGAGACGCGCCCCGGGAAACGGUGCUCUACAGAGAGGAACAGCGAGUCUCCCUUCGAGCGUUUCUCCGUACUCUGCUACAGAACAAGCGGGUGGCGGACACCAAAGCUCUCGAGGACUUCUUGACUGCCAACCCGAUUACUCUGAAUGAAGAGGAGAAAAUGGAUAUGCAGAAGCGCAAAGAGGUAGAUGCUGUGCGGAUUGAGGAGCAGAAGCGGUUUUAUGAAAUCGCGAGAGCGCGAGCGGCUGAGUUGGACGCGUACAUGGAGAAUUUCCGCCGGGAUAUCGUCGAGAGUAAUGGAUUGACGAAACUUUUCGCUGAAAUUAAGGAGAAGCCGACAGUGGAGGAUUUGAGCCCACAAUACCAGAAAUUCGCCGAAUGGCUACGCAUUGAAGUUGCCGCUACGCUCUAUCAUCUUUUCCUGGCCGAGGACAAUUCUCCUGAACUGUUCGCGCAAGCCAAGAGGAUCCACUCUCUUGUCCCUUACAGUCUUCUGAAAAAUGUCAUUCGCAUUGCCAACCCGGCAGCUGUGAUGUCAGGAGUACUGGACCUCUUUCUGGCUCAACCUUUUGGCUCCCGGUCCUUACUCCAACGCAUAUUUUCUAUGACUUUGAACGACGGGAUCAGAGCUUUCCAGAAGUCAAUCGAUGCGCUGGCCGCGACGGUUGAAGAUCCUGUCCUUUGCCAAAAGUUGAAGGCUUUCACCGACGCCGACGAAGACUUGAAGAAUGAGAUUCGCGCCGAAGCCACCGCAGAGGAUGUUGACAUCAUUGUGGCGAUUCUCAAGACGGAGCUUAUCUCUCCUGAGUUGACCCCAGAACAGUUUGGUAAAGUGUUCAAUGCCUACGUUGCCUGGAAUCAGGCUGUCGAGAGUGUUGACGCGGAAAUGCGAGAAGGCGCUCAUUGGUUUGCCAAUCUGAAGCAGCUGCUCAAACUCUACACCCGCCAGCGGGACAAGACUAUGAUGCUCAGCAUCGUGGAGGAGCCGGUUACUCUGCAGCUCUUCCGCGACCUCUUCACAAUUUUCUACGAGCCGCUCGUGAGGGUCUACAAGUCGGCCAAUGUCUACAACAGUAUCACGGACUUUGCACGCUUUGCGGAUGACGCCAUCGCCGUGAUCGAAAAGUGUCAUCGACAGGAUGUGUCUGCCGACCCCAACCAGACUGUUCAAGCCUUCAUUGAUCUUUGUGAGCGCCACCAAAGCAGCUUCUACAAGUUUGUGCAUGAGGUGCACUUACAUGACAACGGUCUGUUUGGAUCCCUCAUGGCAUGGAUUGAAGACAUUCUUGAAUUCCUGCGCAAAGGACCACGUGGUGGCAAGCUAGACAUGAAUGCCCUACUCACAGGAGCAAGGGAUGUGGGCCAGAUCGACAAAGACAAGGCAUUGGAUGAGAUUAACGCUCUUAUCAAAUGGCAUGCCGAUCGGAAACGGUGGCACCUCAACAAGACCAGACAGAAGAUGGCAGCUGAGGGAACUGGCAAUGAAAUCAUCCCUGGUAGCACGACCUUCAGGAGCAGUGACUUCGGUUUGGAUGAGGCCGAUCUUGAGGACCUUGCCAUUUCAGACGAAGAGUCUGACGCGUCCGAUGAGUUGGAUGACGAAGAUGAUCUCGAUCCCAUCACGGCUGAGCGGAGACGUCGGGUCAAGAAGCAGGAUCAGCUCCGGCGUACGGCGGGAGAGCCCGUCAAGCCGGAGAUCCAGGAGAUACUCAAACUAUCCGAGUCGUUUGGUGUUAUGUUGCGACAGCUUGAUACUGUGUUUUCACAUAGCCAUAGUAAUCUUAUUUACACAUGCGAAAACAAGAAAUGCGACUUCUUCCUCUGGGCCAGCGACGCCGAGCUGCGCGAGAAAGCCACCGUCCUCUCCAAUUCUCGAUCGGAAUCAGAUCCUGCAACGACCCAGACUCCGACCAAGAGACCUCGAGUAUUCAACGGUCUCCUCACCCCACAGACAGAGCCGCGCUUCCAUCGCCACAGCCCCGCAACGGGCGGCGGGCAGCAGAAGCAACAGCAGCAGCAGCAGCUCAGCCACAUGUUCCCUAGAAGCGCUAAGGCGCGCAUGAUGUCAGAAGACAUCGAUGAAUUCGAGUGGGACGACGACGUCGGGGCCGAAGUAGGCAAACUGUUGGACGCGAAGCCAAUCCGCCAGCCCAACUUCGGACCUCCCAAGGCCCACCAAGGUCCAGCUCCUCGCGCGCACCAGCCGCCGCCGUCCUUGACAUCCCCGAUGAAGAGAAAGUGGUCGGACACGGAAGAUGAUCACGAGUCCAAACUCGGCCGUCAUACCUCGACCGCCUCAUUCGCGCAAGUCACACCCCGCUCGUAUACCGAUCGCGUCCCAUCCUUCUCGUCGGCGACCGCGGCGCCGCCCUCGUCUAUGGAGAUUUCAAUGUCGCCGACCCCGACUCGGUUUCGGGAUGCUAUGGCUGGGGGAGAUGAGACGCCGCUGGAUGCAUCGCAGCUGGCUUCGCAGGCCGUCCGGAUCUUGGAGAGUCAUGGAGUAGCACUUCCCAAGCAGGCACAAGAUGAGCUUAUGUCCCUGCUUGAUAAAUAUGAUCUGAAGAUGAUGGGGAUUAUCCGGGGACGAGACAUCUCGCGCGUGGCGUUGAAGAAGAAAGAUGAGCAGAUUGAGCAGUUGAACGCGCGACUUGCGAAGCUGGAGGGACGGACGAAUGAAACUGACUCCGAGACGAAGCCGGUUCGCAGCGACAUCCCCGCCAUGUUUCGGCCCCCCGUGAAUCGCGCCAUGCGCGUGCUGGACCGGUCGUUCUUCAAGCGAACGGUGCCGGUCUCUGCUGCCACGAUCUUUAAGACCUCGGAUAUUGCGACGGUGCGACAAGCACUGCACAAGAAGCGCGACUUGUUGGCGCUGCCCAGAAUGGCCACGCUUCGGGAUAUCAAGCAGGAAGAAGUCGUGCGCAAAUGCUUGUUGCUGCGGGAGGAGAUCAAGCAUGACGAUACGGCGACCUGGUCUCCUACCGUCUCCGAAUUGGUUGAGAAGGGCAUGGUGAGCGUUGGCCCUUACGAUUUGACGAUUGACUAUGAUUACUGGUCCUAUGCCGACAUCAUGGCAUCCAUUCUCCCCGAAGAGCUGUGCGAUGAAAUCCCCCAGGGCUUCACCCAAGUCGGACACGUCUCCCACCUCAACCUCCGCGAACAAUACCUUCCCUACAAACAGAUCAUUGCCGAGAUCCUCUUGGACAAGAACCCCACCGUGAAGACGGUGAUCCGCAAGACCGACGACGUGGGCUCCCACAGCCAAUUCCGCACCUUCCCCUUCGAGCUGCUCGGGGGCGUGAAUGACCUGAACGUCAUCCAACACGAACAGAACUGCGAAUUCCGGUUCGACUACUCGCGGGUGUACUGGAACAGCCGGCUGGAGACGGAGCACCGGCGGCUGGUGGACAAGUUCCGGCCCGGGGAGAUGGUCUGCGACGUGAUGGCGGGCGUGGGCCCCUUCGCCGUGCCGGCGGGCAAGAAGAAGAUCUUCGUCUGGGCCAACGACCUCAACCCGCACGGGUACGAGGUCAUGCAGGACGCGAUCAAGCGCAACAAGGUCGACAAGUUCGUGACGCCGCACAACCAGGACGGGCGCGACUUCAUCCGGUCGUCGGCCCGCCGGCUCCUCGAAUCCCCGCUCACCGUGACCAUCGAACCCAAGGUCCGCCGCAGCCAGAAGGACACCGCGCCGCCGCCGGAGGUGUUCCACCGCCCCACCGUCUUCCAGCACUACGUGAUGAACCUGCCCGGCAACGCGAUCGAGUUUUUGGACGCCUUCGUCGGGGUGUACGCGGGCGAGGAGGCGCGGUUCGCGCCGCACACGGAGCAGAAGCUGCCGACGGUGCACGUGUAUUGCUUCUCGGGCCAUUCCGAGGACGAGCACGACGACCAUGUGGAUAUCUGCCAGCGCAUCUCGGAGCGCAUUGGGUUUGAGAUCACGACGGAGGACCGUGUCGGGGGCAGUGGCCGGCAGGAGCUGGAGCUGGCCAUCCACAACGUGCGGUUGGUGAGUCCCAACAAGCAGAUGUUCUGUGCCAGUUUCCGCCUGCCGGAGGAGGUGGCCUUCAAGAAGCCUACAUGUAUAAAGGGCGUUUAUUUCGAUUCGAGAGUGUAA
Messenger RNA from Aspergillus brunneoviolaceus CBS 621.78, 5112 nucleotides. RefSeq lists its product as uncharacterized. The record is from RefSeq and is a predicted model, not a curated record. Gene Ontology annotation, molecular function: phosphatidylinositol binding. Gene Ontology annotation, biological process: tRNA methylation. NCBI's taxonomy places the organism in Eukaryota, Fungi, Ascomycota, Eurotiomycetes, Eurotiales, Aspergillaceae. The transcript has 14 exons. The coding region runs from base 1 to 5112 and encodes 1703 amino acids.